AUGAGCGGAGCUGGCGGCUUUUAUAAGUACCGAUGCAAGUACUUCUAUACACACAACUGUCCCAACUGGGUUUGGGUAAACAAUGCGCCUUGCGCAUCAUGUCUUGCCGAUGGACGCGAGAACGAAGGAUCUGCCCUACCAACUUGGGGGCAUCCACGAGACAUUGUCGUGCCACAAGUGCUGAACGGAAUUCUGCAAUACACUCUCAUGGAGCUUGUAGCUCCUUCAGAACCCGGCGACGACUGGACACUUAGAGACAAGGCCAGCCGGCCUCCACCGUCAAUUCCCGUAACAAGCGCCAUGCCUGGCAUACCGGGGAUCUUAGCACAGCACCGGUUUUGA
Fusarium pseudograminearum CS3096 is the source of this 342-nucleotide messenger RNA. RefSeq lists its product as uncharacterized. The coding region runs from base 1 to 342 and encodes 113 amino acids. The transcript is spliced from 2 exons. Lineage: Eukaryota; Fungi; Ascomycota; Sordariomycetes; Hypocreales; Nectriaceae. The record is from RefSeq and is a predicted model, not a curated record.